CCAGUCUCUCAUUCUGUCUGUGGCAUUUGUCAAAGUACUUGCCUAGCCUUAGCCAGCCAGAGUGAAAACCAAAAGCUAAGCUAACGUUGUUUGCCUGAACUAAUCUAAUAACACUAGCUAACAUACAAAAUGACACCGGAAAUAAAUGCUACACCACCAUCAGUUUCGUGGGCACAGAGGAGUGCUCAUGUAUUUUUGACAUUUAAUGUAGAAUGUGAGAAACCAGAUAUUGUAAUUGCUAAAAAAUCUGUCUCAUUUGAAGGCACUUGCACGCCGGAUCAAAAGUUACAUAAGGUUUUCAUACCAUUAUACUCUGAAAUAGACCCAGACAAAAGUUCAUACACAAACAAAGGAAGGUUAAUUGAAGUAGUUUUGGCAAAAGCAAAAACUGAUGAACCUUUUUGGCCAGCCUUAACCAGCGAUAAAAAGAAACAUCACUGGCUCAAGGUGGACUUCAACCGUUGGCAAGAUGAGGAUGAGAGUGGAGAUGAGUUUGAUGACAUGAAUGACAUGUUCUCCAGCAAGUUACCAAACUUUGGUGAUGAAAACGACAAAGGGGCCAGCAGCUCGUCUGAUGAAGAUGAUCUGCCAGAUAUAGAAUAAACGAUCUCGAGUAUUAUAUAGCCAAAAAAAUUUAAAUAGCCUUAGAAAUUUUGUAAUUAUGGACAAUAUUUGUGCUUUUAUACAAGGAAUAGUGUGGUAGUGGUACCCCCUAAACAUUUUACAUAAAAUAAGGGCAAAAGGUCUGUAUUCAGUUUCUACUAAUGAUGUACCUAACUAAUACUAAUUUAAUUUAGAGUUAAUCAAAUUCAAUUUAUGUUUAU
This is a messenger RNA of Spodoptera litura, 824 nucleotides long. RefSeq names its product cytosolic Prostaglandin E synthase. Gene Ontology annotation, biological process: chaperone-mediated protein complex assembly; protein folding. Gene Ontology annotation, molecular function: protein-folding chaperone binding; Hsp90 protein binding. The record is from RefSeq and is a predicted model, not a curated record. NCBI's taxonomy places the organism in Eukaryota, Metazoa, Arthropoda, Insecta, Lepidoptera, Noctuidae. Gene Ontology annotation, cellular component: cytosol; nucleus.